GUGCCAACAGAGAGGAAGAGCGAAAGUGAAAGUGUAAAGUCAGUGGUGUGUUCAGACUCCAUUUUAAAGUGCACAGAGCAGUGAGAGGAAGACAGGUCGUCUGAGACACGUUCUCUCAGAUUUGGGAAGAUGGAUGAUUUGGAGGCAGACGGGGACAGAUCAGAGUCUCCAGUGUCCAGCUGUCAGCUGUCUUUGAAGAGUGACCGCAGCAAAGAUCAACCUCUAGUCUUCAGUGAUGAACCUGGACCCUCAGACACAAAAGAGAAGAAGAGGAGUCAUGUUUCUGUGGAGGAGCAGCCGUCCUGCUGUAGUUUGUGUCAGGACGUCCUGAAGGAUCCAGUCUCUACCAGCUGUGGACACUGGUUCUGCAGACAGUGCAUCAGCUCAUACUGGGACCAGUCUGCUUCAUCAGGAGACUCCUCCUGUCCCCAGUGUGGAGAAGGAUCCAGAACAAGAGCUGGACUGCAGACAGCCAGUCAGACCAGCACUGUACAAAGUAAGACUGUACAUCUGUCUGCUGAUGUCAUCAUGUCUGAAAACAG
This is a messenger RNA of Epinephelus moara (kelp grouper), 542 nucleotides long. RefSeq names its product E3 ubiquitin-protein ligase TRIM17-like. The transcript is spliced from 3 exons. The annotation marks the transcript as partial. The record is from RefSeq and is a predicted model, not a curated record. NCBI's taxonomy places the organism in Eukaryota, Metazoa, Chordata, Actinopteri, Perciformes, Serranidae.